Messenger RNA from Penicillium digitatum Pd1, 297 nucleotides. The record is from RefSeq and is a predicted model, not a curated record. Lineage: Eukaryota; Fungi; Ascomycota; Eurotiomycetes; Eurotiales; Aspergillaceae.
AUGCCUCAUUCUCCAAACUCGAAGUAUGGCUCUCAUACCCCAGUGACCGCCGUCAUACAGAGCGCAGAACCUCCUCGCCUCUCUGAUUCAGAAUCAAACCCUAGAAAGAUGAACAAAGGGAUGGAAGUCACCGAGAAGGACUCAUCCAGCGCCAAUCGCGCGCCAUCGGUCGAUAGCGAACCAAUGGAAUCCACAUACGACCAUACCCAUCGCAAGCUCAAGCCCCGUCAUGUGCAAUUGAUUGGAAUUGGGGGAACAAUUGAUCGGGUCUGGAUUACGGACCAGUGGCCCCGCUAG